GAAACGCGGAGUAGCUUGUAAGGUAUAUGUACUUUCACAUGCAACACCACUACUGUACACGCCUACUGGCGCUACUGCCAAGUGCCAACUCUCAACUUUGACACUUUACAUGGUGCGGGAUGAGCAAGGAUGUCCCACUCGCACGCGGCAGUAGGCUCCAGGUGAGCGGCGUUCAUAUGGAAAAAAAGGACAAGUCCCGUCGACGAACAGAGCUGCCUUUUGCACAAUUCUUGUAGAGUGUCUGUCACUUGGGAACAACAUGCAUAGGUAAAUAAUCGAAUAAUGUGUAUCACCAAAGAGAUGACCAAGGUUGUCGUGCGGAGGCGACGAGUCGUUCAGUGCGAGGGAGCAAAGGAGUAAUUCAGUGAAUUGUGGAGUGUGGGUCGCGGGUUGCGGGUACGUCCGCAGAGCCGCAUUGACAAGCCCGUCCCGUGAUCGCGAUCUCUCGCAAGCCAGGAAGGUCGCGAAGUGUCCGGUCUAAUCCACCCUUUCACCGGCCUGUUGUCGUAAUAUCGCUGCCGGCACUGUACUGAACUGCGAUCGUCUCUUUCAGUGUCCACUGAGUUUGCGCGCCGAUGGACUCCAGCAGGAAGCGCAAGGCGCAAGCCCUCAGCGCAACUCCCACUACCAACGAAGGGAGUGCGACUAAGAAGAUUAAGCUGCUGAACUCGAACCCCAAGCCCUCCGCCGACAGGAGCGUGCUCGCCAUCGGCACGAAGCUGAUAGCACAGCUGGGCAAUGCCACGGACAAAACCGGUCGGCCCAUUACAGAUGCCUUCUUGGAACUGCCCCCAAAAGACGAAUUGCCAGAUUAUUACCAAGUCAUUGGGCUACCCAUAUCCAUUGGCAUUAUCGAGGAGAAACUCCGCGCCAAUGCCUACCCAACUGUCAGCGCGCUCGAAAGUGACUUCAAGCGCAUGAUCCAGAAUGCAAAGGACUACAACGAGCCGAAGAGCGAAAUCUAUGAAGAUGCAGAGCGAAUACGGAAGCUCAUCUACAAUUACAUGAAGCUGAACAAUCCUGCAUACCAAGACUCAAGCUACUCAGCGGUCGCCACUCCAGUUCCAGGUCGCACUACAAAGAUCACCUUAACGAACGGUGGCCACCAUGCCCAGCCUGCUCACGCCACACAAUCCAAGCUCACGAAGACUCCUACUCCAGCUCCGCCACCAGCUCCAGCGGUGGUCAAGGAUGAACGGGCGAGCAAGGACGACAGUAGCAAACUUCGCCUAUCACUUGGACCCAGGGCUGUGGAGAAAGCAUCAGAAAAGCACUCCGAGCCACCAUCCGAUCGCAAGUCAUCGAUGGCGCCCAGUGCAGUAGACAAAGACGAGGAUGAAAGCAUGGAUUUCACUGGGAAAUCUUUCCAGGAAGCGCAGGAUAUGAUUGUGGCUGAGAUGAUUCGUUACACUGAUGACGAAGGACUCGAGAUUUUCACCCCAUUCGUCUACUUGCCCAGUAGGAAGCUGGAAGAUUACUACAGGUUCAUCAGGCAUCCAGUAUCGCUGAAGAGCGUGCAAAAGCGGAUACGUGGACAACAUGGCAGAGACCCUCCAACUGGCAUCUCCGAUUUUAAGACAUGGGAUGCCUUCGAGCAGGAGGUCAGCUUCAUUUGGCGCAAUGCGCGUGACUACAAUCAGGAUGGGAGCGCUAUUCACGAGCUCGCUGGCGAGCUUGAGGCACACUUCAAGUCACGAUUGGCAGAAGCGAAGGAGCUUGUCAAGGAGCCGCAAAGCACGCGUAUCAAGUUAGGCGGUCCACAACCUCAGACGAAGUCUGGCAUUGCGCUCAGCCUGUCGCAGCAGCCCCGUGCUUCACCUGGUCCUAGCACAACUGUGGACAGUGACGCACCAGCACACCAACGGAAUAUGGUUACGGCUGGAGUGAACGGCUCUAGCUCGCAGCCCAUUGCACGACCUGCUGCUAACCUUAAUGGCUUUGCACGGCAAUCUUCGCAAGGGCCGAUCAGACCACCAAGCAGUGGUCAAGCAGGCAGUCCGGUCAAGAACGAGAAGCUGGCAACUAUGUCACCUGCCCCCCGAGUGGGCGCACCAGCUACGCCGCAGCCCACGACGAAUGGCAUGAUGCCCCCUCCAAUGACUCGCGCCCCGAGUGGCAACUCAUUCGCAGCUCAGGCUGUGCCCCCAGUCAACAGCUAUUCCUAUACCGCGCCUUCACUUCUACCGCCUACGGCCAUUCGAGCGUAUCCUGCAUCAGAAGCUUUACUGCCUCUGGUCACGCUACACACGCACCCUCAUCUCAAAGUUGCGAAGCCGUUCAGUACGGAGGUCACACCGCACGCGUCACUGUCUCAAAACAGCGCCACCAUCACGCUCCCAGCGGCGCACUUCUUCUUGCAAAUACAACCCACCAUAUCACGAGAGGUUGCCUUGAACCGAGCUUACAAAAUCUUUGUCACUAUGAAUGGUACUCGGCUUACGCAGCGAGAUACGACCUACCAUCAAGACAGCGGGAGGCGCACACACUCGUACGAUGGGAACUUGGCUCAUGGUGUCAACCGCAUAGAGAUUGAGGUUGCUGCUGAAAAGACCAAAGAUCAUGGAGACGGAAAGAGACUUGACAUUGAGAAGGUCACUGUGUUCGCUAAUCUGACUAGGCCGUGAGAAGAUCGCUAUCGUUCAGGUGGUUGGGAACGAUUAUACUACGACGGAGACGAGAUCUCUAAGAAGUGGAUACGAAUCCCCACUUGGGCAGCUUGCCUUUUUGCAAGAAUUCUUGGUCAGCUUAGGUGAAUCUGUGCGACCAGCUUGAACCUUCAAUGUUGUCUCAAUCGCCUUGCUUGUCAAUUACAUGAUUUUCCGAGAGGCAGAUAGCGAUCAGGUUGCUCAGAGACGAAGUCUUGGCAGAUAGCGGCGAGUCGAAGAAGAAGAGGAAGAGGAAGGAGUCGGAAGACGAUGGCCAUAGAGAAGACGAAAGCUGAUAGAAACCUGGACCACCGGCCUUCGAUAGAGCGUUCCGACCUGAACAUACUUACCGUGCCAGGACGCCUUCAGAGUGGCUCAAAGUUUCACCGAACUUUCCGCGGGAGCGUUGAGCAACGCGCACGAGCCGAUAAAAGUCAUUGCGGAGGCGAAACACGCUGACUGCGGGCCAAUCAUCGAUGGAUCGGCAUCGAAGUUGCUGAUAGUGAAAGGGUAUCGCUGCUCGCAAGCGCCAAGAAAAGGAACUUGGACGUGUUGACUCUCUGGAUUUGUUGCCAAGAAGCAACUUUCUGGCAGGAACUUUUUGGGGAGAAUGACGGAUCCAUUACACGAUAGCGAUCAAAGGAAUGACAAGGAAAAUCAGAGGCCUCGAACCGCUCAGACAUUGCUGAGAACCAUGAUCCUUUUUUUGAGAAUUUGGGAUACACUAUGCUUGCGGCGCAGUAGUCUCGAGGGACUUUAUGAGUUGUAGCUAGAGUAGAG
This is a messenger RNA of Sphaerulina musiva SO2202, 3425 nucleotides long. Its product is annotated as Bromodomain-domain-containing protein. Gene Ontology annotation, cellular component: RSC-type complex. NCBI's taxonomy places the organism in Eukaryota, Fungi, Ascomycota, Dothideomycetes, Mycosphaerellales, Mycosphaerellaceae. The record is from RefSeq and is a predicted model, not a curated record. Gene Ontology annotation, molecular function: protein binding. The coding region runs from base 576 to 2624 and encodes 682 amino acids. Gene Ontology annotation, biological process: chromatin remodeling. The transcript has 6 exons.